UAAGGCUUCCUCCGUGCACUGAUAUGUGUCUCUCCCUCCUCCUCCUCCCCAGACCUCCCUCCGCGCUCUCCCUCCUCGCCUGGCGAUGAACAGCUGCCUCUGCAUGAAAAGAAGGGACGGCUUUCCACGCCUUACAGAACGCACUAUAAUGCCUGAGGUUCGGGACCUUUCAGAUGCUUUGUCUGACCUGUCUAUGGAUCCCAUCACUGGUGUUGGGGUAGUAGCAUCAAGGAAUAGAGCACCUACAGGCUACGACGUGGUUUCUCAGACAACAGAUGGCCUGGAUGCAGAUCUUUGGAAAGAUGGUUUAUUUAAGUCCAAGGUGACAAGAUAUCUUUGCUUCACGAGAGUUUUCUCAAGAGAAAAUAGCCAUUUAGGGAAUGUCUUGGUAGACAUGAAAUUGAUUGAUAUAAAGGACACGUUACCUGUUGGCUUUAUACCCAUCCAAGAGACAGUUGACACACAGGAAGUUGCCUUUCGAAAAAAGCGUCUGUGCAUUAAGUUUAUCCCAAGAGACUCCACGGAGGCUGCCAUCUGUGACAUCCGCAUCCUGAGCCGCUCAAAACAGGCCCCACCUCAGUAUACGUUCAUAGGGGAGCUGAACAGUAUGGGCAUCUGGUAUCGAAUGGGGAGAGUUCCACGGGCUCCAGAGUCUCCACAACCUUCAACGCCUUCAUCCCCAUCUGCAGUGGUCACAUCUGCAUCUGCUCCAAACCUCCCAAGACAUAUAUCUCUGACGCUUCCUGCCACAUUCCGAGGUAGAAAUAAUACCCGUCCAGACUUUGAAAAUCAGCAGUCCAACCUGUAUGCAAUAUCAGCAAUGGAUGGCGUUCCUUUUAUGAUUUCCGAGAAGUUUGCAUGUGCGUCAGAGGCGAAAGAGGUUUCUUUGUUUCAGAUGCAGCAGGUUGAUCUUUUGGGUAUUACGAUCAAGUCCCUGGCCGAAAUAGAAAAAGAGUAUGACUACAGCUUCAGAACAGAACAGAGCGCUGCUGCCCGCCUGCCUCCCAGCCCUGCCCGGUGCCAACAGAUGCCCCCAUCGUGAGAUCCAGGAAGGUGGCUAAUGCAUUUGGCGCGCACAAGUACUACUGAGCAGAACCCAUUGCUGCUAACCAUAACUUCUAACCCCCUGCCCUGCCGGAGCGGCAGACGUGAAGAGUUGGUGGAGUUUUUUUUUUUGUUUUUUUUUCUAACAGAUUCUGUUUUUUUGUAUUGGUAUUUUGUAUAUAUAGCUACUUAAAAAGAAAAAAAAAAAAUCCCCCCCCUGUUGAGUUGUAUUAUCGGUGCUGAGCCCUCCGGCUCGCAACGCUCCAGUGUUAACCUGUACUAAGUUUGUCUGCACACUUCUAGUCCCUCCAUAGUGGCGGUAUCCAUGAGCAUUCAGGGACAGUGGCAUGUGAUGAUGCGGUAUCGCUUUAGCCAAACACGGAGCACAUACUUCAUCUGUGAUCACAUCUGGCACAUGCCGAAGCCUGCACGUGCUUCAAUAAAAAGUGGAUUGUGCAUGGCAGAGGUGGAGACCCCAUCAUGUUCAUAAAUGUGAUGGUCUUGUGAUUAUUUCAUAGGUUUUAAAGGGGAAGGUCCAAGGUUGAUUUUUUUUUUAUAUAUGAACGGCGCCACUCUUGUACAUAAGGCUUUGCCUGGAAUUGCUGCUCCGCCUGACACCCUUAAAUGGGACCGAGCUGCAAUGCUAGACACAGCCUGUAGACAAGAGUGGCACUGUUUCUGGAAGCAUGCCCUUUUUUCUAUUCUAAACCUGGUCUUGCAUAUAAGAUAAAUGCUGGCGAUUUUGGCAGGACCGUCUGACCAUUGGGGCCCCAUGCGCAUGACUCUAUUCGGUUUGCUCAUAUAGAUCCUGUCCGUGUUGCAUCCACAUUUUCUGCAGACCCAUUGACUUCGAUGGGUCUGCAGUCCACAUUUUGCAGACUUGUAGGACAUGUUGUAUCUGUUUGCGGAGUGGAUAUAUAUGGAUGCGCCAAGCACAUGGCUCAUCCAUGUGCCUUCCGCAUCCAUAUGUCCAUUCCGCAAAAAGAUAGAUUGUGCAAAAUGCGGACCAAGGACCCAUUGAAGUCAGUGGGUAUGCAAAAAAUGUGGAUGCAACACGGGCAGCAUCCGUAUUUUGUAGAUCCACGAUUUGUGAAACCCAAAAAGGACACGAUCAUGUGCAUGGGACCUAACUGUGUAUGGGGACCUCCUGACCCUCUCCUGAUGCCAGAUGUUGGGGAGAUAUAAGGAUUGGGCACUUGGAUUUCAACCACCCUUUUUGUUCUCGUGUAGAGUUGUCUUGCAGCAGCUUUUCCCACUCUUCCUAUUCAGGACACAUGCAUGCUCAGCCAAGCCGAGCUUGCACAUGUAUGUAGGGGCCAAGAAAGGUAGCCAUUUUACCACUAAACACUUUUUGAAAGUGCCCCUGUCUUCAUAUAAGGUUCCAUAUCAGUCCAUGGAAGCCCUCGACAGUCUAUUGAAAUGUCCUAGUGUUUGUAACUCCAGGCUUGAAAGACCUCAAGCCAAUGUGAAAGGGAAGAUACAGUUUCAGAAGAAAAUUAAAGUUCUUAAAUGUUCUUCAGUAGAAUUAUAAAUGGUUGACUACUAUCGUCAAUUCCGUCCUCAUGGUCUCCCUUGGAGACAUCCUUCACAAGUUGCUUUGUAGGGAAUAUAGCACAAUGUCCUCUGAUUUUUCUAGCCAUACUGUCCAAAAAUGUGUGCUUCCCCUUUAAAUGUGAAACUUUCAGCCAUAAACGUGGUAGUAAUGGAAAGCUCUUAGGACCUUGUUCACACAUAUGACCCACGUUAGCAACCCUUCCUCUGAAGUUUCUUCUAUAGAAGCUUGUACAGCACAAAUAGCCUUGGAUGAAGUCAGCAGUGUGUAGUAGACCAUAGGUUGGACAAGUCCCACCCGUCAAUAGUAUAGGUGUUGACAGAACAUAUAUCUUCAGCUGGGCCAUACAUUUGCAAAAUGGACCAAUUUAGCCUAUGUAACUUAAAGGGAUUUUCUGAUAAUACAGAAUUUUUUUUUGCAAGUGGCCACAGCCUGCCCCCUAAAACAGAAGAUUCAUGCUUACCUGCUCCACGCCACCCAGGUCAUCUUCUGAUGCCUGCACAGUUUUCUUCCUGCGGUGCAUGGUUACAUGCACUGCUCUAGACAAUGACUGGCUUCAGCAGUUAUUGUGGCCACCAACGCCACACAUCAGCUGCUGAAGCCAGUCAUUGGCUGGAGUGGUGCAUGUGACUAUGCCCAUUCCACUGCCGGAAGAUGAACGUAGCAAAGGCAGCGUGGAAGACUGGAGCGGCAGGGAGCAGGUAAGUAUGACUCUUCUGUUUAAAGGGGCAGGCUGCAGGCAACUGCUAAAAAAAUAUAAAUAAAUCGGUAUUACCUGAAAACCCCUUUAACAUCAAGACCUUCAGUUUUGUUAGAAAUGACUUGUGUACACAACGUUGUAUUAUCUGUUGAAAUUCAUUAGUCCUACCCCCAUAGCUUAAAGAGCACUAUUUUGGGCAUUGGUUGGGUACAGUUAGUGCCCAUAGAUUUUGGAGUUAAGCUGACCGUUUAAAUUACAUGAAUGUUGGCCAAAGCCUCCUAUUUAGGCUCGACCAAUCAACCAUCUAAUGUACAUGGGGACCCUCCAUGAAGGCAAAUAUUGAGGGAGACAGAUUGGCUGUUGGAUUUCGACACGCCCGUUCCUUUUGUUCUAAGAUGAGAUAAGCUGCUGCCAGGGGUAUGGGACAGGGGCUUUCUCCUCAUUAGAACACAGCCAUGCUUGGCUGAGCCAAACAUGCGUGUAUAGGGGGGGAUAGCUGUCGGCCAAACAUACACAUUAGAUAGCUCAAAUCCUUGGCCAGCCUAAGGGGCAUAGUCAUUGAUCAGACUUCAAUUCCAGAGUUUGUGCACGUGGGCUGUCCUCAGGAUAGGCCAUCACUAGCUGAUUGGCGGGGGUGAAAGGUGCCGGACCAGUGCCAAUCAGUUUUUUGUGUAGUUCUAUCGCCAGAGCUACAGAGUAUCAUCAACAUUGUAGUGUACAGCACUCGUCACUCACGUCUAUGGGAGCAGUGCUGCAGUUGACGAUAUCCUGUAGCUUCGGUGACAACUUCUGAUGGCGGUGUUACACAGAAGAGCUGAUCGGUGGUGGUGCGUAAUGCCGGAUAUUCACCGUUCAGCUAGUGAUGGCCUAUUCGGAGGAUAGGCUAUCACUUAAAACAGGCUUAAAGUGUAAUUCUCAUUAUUUUUUUUUAUUUUUGUAAUGUAUAGGGGCAGUGAUACUGACCAUUUUUGUAAUAUAUUUUAA
Messenger RNA from Bufo gargarizans (Asiatic toad), 4280 nucleotides. RefSeq names its product multivesicular body subunit 12B (gene MVB12B). The transcript is spliced from 10 exons. Gene Ontology annotation, biological process: regulation of epidermal growth factor receptor signaling pathway; viral budding; virus maturation. Gene Ontology annotation, cellular component: late endosome; ESCRT I complex. The record is from RefSeq and is a predicted model, not a curated record. Lineage: Eukaryota; Metazoa; Chordata; Amphibia; Anura; Bufonidae. The coding region runs from base 86 to 1042 and encodes 318 amino acids.